Molecule: messenger RNA, 513 nt
Organism: Pelecanus crispus (Dalmatian pelican)
Lineage: Eukaryota; Metazoa; Chordata; Aves; Pelecaniformes; Pelecanidae
Source: RefSeq, a predicted model, not a curated record
GAAGGUGCGUGAUCCCCGAGCCAACUUUGAGCAAUCCCUACGUGUGCUGAAGCACGCUAAAGAGGUCCAGCCUGGCGUCGUUUCUAAAACCUCCAUUAUGUUGGGGCUAGGCGAGACAGAUGAACAAGUAUAUUCGACAAUGAAAUUAUUGCGGGAAGCAGAUGUAGAUUGUUUGACCCUAGGACAGUACAUGCAACCAACAAAACGUCACCUCAAGGUUGAGGAGUAUGUAACUCCUGAAAAAUUUAAGUACUGGGAAAAAGUAGGAAAUGAUCUUGGAUUCCAUUACACUGCUAGCGGGCCUUUAGUGCGCUCCUCCUAUAAAGCAGGUGAAUUCUUCUUGAAGAACUUGGUUGAAAAAAGAAAGACAAAAGCCAUCUGAAACUGAGAGUGAACCUAUUUAAAGCAGCCAGUUUUAAGGAUCCUUUUCUUCAGCGCAUAAUUAUACUCAGUUCCAGCAAUGCCGAAGACCAGAUGGUAGAUGUAUGAAUAAACUUACUAUCUGUCCAGAAC